Molecule: messenger RNA, 5941 nt
Organism: Mercenaria mercenaria
Lineage: Eukaryota; Metazoa; Mollusca; Bivalvia; Venerida; Veneridae
Product: prospero homeobox protein 1-like
Exons: 5
Coding region: 302-2467 (721 amino acids)
Biological process (GO): regulation of transcription by RNA polymerase II
Cellular component (GO): nucleus
Molecular function (GO): RNA polymerase II cis-regulatory region sequence-specific DNA binding; DNA-binding transcription factor activity, RNA polymerase II-specific
Source: RefSeq, a predicted model, not a curated record
GCCUUUUUAGACACCGACUUUUAAUCUUUAUAUAUUUAAUCUUCAUCUUUUGCAAUCAAAGUACUAGUAAAAGUUACAUUAAGAACGAUAUAUAGUUGACUCAAGAUAUGUAACCUAUUUUAAUUAUAAAUCUGGACAAGGAGACUGUUGGAUUUAUAGAAUUAUGACAACAUCCGUAGUAAAAUGUGACAGAUAAAAUAAUCUGAAGUGUCCUUUCAAAUCGGAGAUAGUACAAGUCAACCACAUUUAAAACAAGACAAAGAGGUCCAAAAGCUGAAGAGUGUGGCCCGAGAGAAGUAAGAUGGUAAAUAUAGACCAACCAGUGGUGUCUGAAUCACAGAUUAUUCUCAGAGAAAUAUUGCAAAAUCGUGAAUCAGUUCCUAGCGAAACAAACAUAGACAAAUCUGUUAAGAUGCAUGACACGCAGAGUACUCAACUUAAACCAGACCAUGAAAAUAUAGUUCCCGGAUGUGAAUUAAACGGAGAACAUUUUUCACGCUCAGAUCGAGGCUCAGAAACCGGAAGUGACGAGGAAUCUAGUUACCUCGAUCAAAGCAGAGUUGAUGAAACUGACGGAGAUGACCAGAAAUCAGACGCGGAUGAAACAGGUUCGAUUGACGUUCAUUCAAAUGAGGAGAGUAAGGAGGCGAAGCGUGCAAGAGUUGAAAAUAUUCUCACUUCAAUGCAGCAUCCCCAAUUUGUAGAUAUGGAGGCAAUGUAUGGGAUGAAUGAAGUAAGACGACAGAAGCGAAAGCAGACGUUACCUCAGCAACACGAGCAGACAGCUAAAAUUAGAAAAUUUGAGGGUCCACCUUAUGAAGAAGACCUAUGGAAUCUAAGGCACCAAAUAAACGCUGUGCAAAGUUAUUUCAGACAGUAUGAUGAUAGCUUACCAAAACACAUGAAUGGCUACGGUGCAAUGGACAAUAUUCAUAGACUCCACCAGGCUUACUUUGCUAACCUCUCAGCAAGACACGCGGAAGAAUUGCAAAAGGAACAGCAGCAACAACUUCAGAAUAGAGCCGCGGUUCUCGGAGCCUUUGAGAAAAAAGUGUCCAGUGCUAACGAACAUUUCAAUAUUGCAGAACAUGUAAGAGAAACAAUGAAUGCAAAUAAAGGUCUCUCACAGGGUGUUGCUGAACUAAAUGAUAAAGAAUUAAAUGAACUUAUUGCAAAUCUUAAAUCAAAAAUAGAAGAAGCCGUUAGUGUGACUGUUGAUAAAGAACUAUCAAAAUUCUUUCAAAAACGCAAUAACCAUAAAGACACUUCUCAUGAAAAUAGGGAGAGACAUAGCAAAUCUGAGACAAAUCAAAAUGACGAGAAACAAGCAAAGGAACCAGAAAAGAAGCACACAACUGACCAUUCAUUGAAUCAUAUUCUACAAAUGCCAGACAGAUCUACUAAUAAUAAUGCAUUUCGAGUACCAGAGAGACACAGUGCUUUUGAAUUACCGAAACUUAGUGGCGGUUUACAGGAAAUUCCCAGAGCGCCAUUUCCACAUCAUCCUCCACUUGGUUAUCCUCCACUUUCCUUCUACCUCCCAACUACACUUCAUCCACAAUCUAUGUAUUCAUGCCCAGUUAUUCCUCCUGAGCAAACCGAAGCACUCUCACUUGUCGUAAAUACGCCGAAGAAAAAGAGAACAAAGGUCACGGACACUCGACUUUCACCGCGUGCUGCAAGAGCUCUUUUGCAUGAAAAUGGCUCCUUAGGCUCUAUGUUUGAACACGAGAGGGCUCUGUCGUCAAGUUUUGGACAGAUGAAUCCGCCAUGUUUACCAACAAGUGUUGCAAUACCAAACCCUAGUCUCCAGCACUCAGACAUUCUCAACUAUUACAAGGAAUCAAUGUGCAACUCCCCAAGUGAGAAUGACCGCACCACGCCAUGUUCAUCUACUUCUCCCUCGGAGGGCGGAUUUGGCUACAUGAAAUCAGACUUCUUCAAUGAUGGGGAGACAUAUGACUCACAUGGAAAACAAAUCACCGAUACUUUGACGCCGAUGCAUCUACGGAAAGCGAAACUGAUGUUUUUCUACGUGAGGUACCCUAGUUCUGCCAUUCUCAAGGUUUACUUUCCAGAUGUCCAGUUCAACAAAAACAACACAGCUCAACUGGUCAAGUGGUUCAGUAACUUCAGGGAGUUUUACUACAUUCAGAUGGAGAAGUAUGCCCGACAGGCUAUCGCAGAGGGGUGUAAGCAUUCAGACGAACUCACUGUAACGACAGAGUCCGAGCUGUAUCGAGUGCUCAAUCUACACUAUAACAGAAACAACCAAAUUGAGGUGCCAGAGAAUUUCCGACUUACCGUUCAAGCAACGCUACGAGAAUUUUUCAUCGCCGUCGCUGCCAACAAGGACACCGAACCUUCCUGGAAGAAGCCUAUUUACAAAGUGAUUGCACGUAUGGAUGACUCACUUCCGGAAUACUUCAAAUCACCCAACUGGAUGGAUCAACUAGGUGAUGCCUAAUGCAGUUAAUUUUAACAGCUGAUCAAAAAGUGUCGUUUGUUCUUCGAGAGCAUAAACACUGAAAAACGUUCCAGUGUUUGAUUCUGUAAACUUAUGCAGGGAAAUCCUCAAAAUCAAAGAGAAAUAGCUUCAGAUUUUGUCAAUACCAAGUUUAUAUAUAAAAUACUGUUGAAGUUCUCACGAAACAUUAGAAACUUGAGAUGAACGUAUUCCAUGAGUGAAUACAAGAAACAUGGCCAAAUCAGAAACCAAAAACAGGAGUACUAGACAUGACCAAAUGAACGUGACAAUCAAAAGUCAUGACCCUUUUUUAUCAAUCACGUUGACAUAUUUCAUAUUGUGCUAUGUAAGUAUUUGAUGAUGAAAAAAUAACGUUUUUAAAAGCAAUAGUUUUGUUUGUUGCUGGGUACUAAUAUUUUAUUUAGUUAUUAUAACAUUUAUAUUUACGAGCGGUUGUAUAUAGACAACAGUUUAUUUUUGCAGAUUAAACCUUGUAUUUUAGUGUAACGAAUUUAGAAAUGCACAAAAAUCUGCUUGUUUAGAGUAUAACACAAUUCUCUGAACACUUUAAAACAACAUAACUAUAUUAUUUCAUUUUGGUCGCCUUUUUACUGGAAAUGGAUAUAAUGGAACAAAACUAUGUUUUAUGCUUGACCUUCUUUGAUACUUAUUUAUGAAUACGUGUUGGGUAAAUAUAUAUUACAGUAUUCGACAUCUUCUGGUCACUCUUUUAUAUAUUACAUAAGUAUUCGUAUCUGAAAUUAUAUAUUAAACUUAACAUAUUUUUUUUUUACGCUGAAAAAUUGAUGGGCUCUUUUACAGUUGUGUGUCAGCGUAGAAAUAUUAUUUUCUGCUCUUCAGAAACAGUCUGUACCUAGGUAUUUUGUGCAUAGAUGUCUUAAGGCAGAUUAUAACUCUGGCAUAAUGUUAAAACCAAUUCAUUUUUAUGUAUGUAUAUGCUGUAUGUUUUACCUGAUGGAGAUCAAGGACAUUUCUAGUCAUAUAACUAUGAUUUCACCAUUUUACAAUUAUUGCAUAUUUUUUUGGUUUGUUUACAUUUUCUAAUCAGUUUGGUUGUGUUCAUUUUAUUAUGUUAUAUGACAUACAUUUGUACAUUCGUUCAUUUUUGUCACGGAAAUCCAGAGGACCUAAAAUCAUUACAAUGCGAGAAUGUUAAAAGGUUUAGGUUUAAAAGUAGAUACAUAUUUUAACGAUUUUAAUGAGGACCAGUUAUCUGCAAUAUCCAUCCCCCCAUGUCGUGUUUAUAAGAUAUUUAUAUUGAGGUAUUUCAGAUGGAUAUCGAAUCAAUGUAUAUCUUAAAUUAAUGUCUCUGAAUGGAGACCAAAUCCUUAAAACAUCUCCUAAUGCGCGGUAACACUAACCCUUAAACCACUGUUGAAACCUGGAUUUGGUAUUUUGUGUCGACUUGAUUUUUUUAAACUUUUUUUUAAACAUGCAUUCUAUGGCAGAAAAUAUGUCGUAAGUUCAAACCUACGUUUCGGAUAUAUAAUAUUGGUACCUUUUAUCAGAAGUUACUUGAAAUGAAAUAGAACCCAUACCAUGUAAGAAAUUAAAUUUUAAGUUUGUCGCAUCAUGCUACAUAUGUUUAGCAUUUAAGCACAUAGAUCCUACUAUGAACUGACGUCAAAUAAUUGAAUUCUCACAGAAAAAGGUUGAUUUUGAAGCCUAGAAAUUUACCCUAUACAGAGAAAUUUCCAAAAUUAUCUAGACAUAAUUAUGAUUAAUAAUAUGUAUGGCAUCAUUUUCAAAUAUAUAACAAUAUCAAAAAGUAUUAAAGACGAUGUACUUUUCAAGCUGUAAACAAGUUUUUCCAUAAGCAUCUUAAAUUUUAUUUUGAAACUCAUUUUGUGUUACCAUGAGGUUUUUAAAUGAUCUUCUUGAUACUAGUCCACAAGUUUGCGUCUAAACACCUGACUGGUGUCAAAAUACUACUGUUACAUUGACCUUGUUGCGUUCAGUUGCAAUUUAAGAAACAUAGAAUAUGUAAACAGAACCUGGAGUGAACGAUUUUGUUAACUUUGUUACUGGUAUGAAAGGUAGGCGUGUAUGCACUUUGUUACUCUUUUUUUUUUACAUAAUCUUUGUUAGUUAAGUGUACAGACAUUUUUUUCAUAUGAAGAGAUUUAUAUUGUGCAAUAAUUCAUGAACUGUUUCAGUGACAUCAUCAUGGUAUAUGUACUUUUUUGAAUGUUUUACGCACGUAUAUUGCUUCACUGUACUCCUAAAGAGACUAACACACUUACGGAAACCAGUUGAAACCAUCAUUUACAAAACCAGUAUUCAUAAAAUUAACACUGUACGGAAACAAGUAUGAGCCAUUAUUCACCAUACUUCGAUUCGUCAUUCCAUUUGUGGAUAUAAGAAACUUGAUCUCUUACUAUUGCUAAUAAGACAUGGACAUUUUAUGUCAAAGAUACAUAUUCCAUUACUUGUAAAUAAAAAAUACAUGUGUUUUGCGUUCUGGGCGGUCCAACGGUUGAGAAUACCCAAAAAUUACACUCCAUAUUUAUGUCUGUGGUAACAGGCGCUUUUAGGCCUAAAAGUUUGCAACUGAUAUUCGGCCAGACUUUUUGAAGAUGAAACGUAGUACUGUAAUUUGAAAUCAUGUGUUGAUUUAUUCUUUUUUUUUUUAUUUAUUCUGAAUGAUCAUAAGCAAUUGUUUUGUCUAAAAAAGAACCAGUUUAUGUGAUUUCAUUGCAAUUUAAGCGAAUAAAGGUGUAUGAAUUUUAAUAGUCUGCCGCCCACUACUAUUAACGAGACGUUGAAUUCAAACUGACUUAGAUUUUAUGUAAAAGAAACAAUAUUAGAUACAAAAACAUCAUCAACAGCAAAAGGAGGGAAAAAAUUACAGUGAAGGAUAGAAAACACAAGAAAAAAUAACAUAAUGUCAAGAGCUGGUAUUGUAAUUAAGCGUUUAUGUAACAGCUGGAUAUUAAUUAGUCAUAAUACAUUAUAACAUGUUAUUAAAACAAAGAUGUUUUAUCGCCUCAUUAAAGAUGCUGUUGCAGAUGUUUACUGGCUAAAGUGAAAAGUACGAGUUGAAAAACAGCCUUCUUUGUUAGCAAAUAGGUAUAAUUUGCAUGUCCUGUAUAAAGUAUGCAUAUAUUUUCCAGCAGAUCGCGCUAUGUUAAUUAUAUUGUUCUAGAGGAAGCGUUAUUUGAUGAUGUUUGUCACGGUAAGGGUGUAUUUUCAAUUAGAAAUGACAUUCCAUAAUUAAUUCUACUAAAACAUUGACUUCUAAAACGCUAAAUGCAUAUUAGAAGAGUUUCUACGAAAAUGUAAAUAUGUAGUAAUGUUAUAGCCAUUCUGAAUUUCAUUCCCAUUGUCUUUAUAUUUUUUUUGUAUUUAUACAUUUUGAUUGUUAUACUAUUGUUAAUGACUCCCUAUAAUCUCUUAUUUAAUGUUCUUUUGAAAUAAAUAGAUAUUUAAUUGAAAUUCUUUACUUAUAUGUGU